GGCAGACGACCAAGCGGAGCGUUCACUGAAAACAAGUUGGCAUUGAAGAGAAACUCAAACUGACAGUAACUGAGAGUAAGCCCUGAGAAGUAUCUCACCUAAAAGCUUCAUGCUCAUACUCUCUGCUGACUCAAAGCGGGUGACUUUCUGGUGACUCGACUCGAGAAGAGUUAUCUGCGCAUCUUCCACGUCUUCACCCUCACCAACCUCUAUUUCCUCGUCAACAAGAUGUCAACAACAGAGAAAGUUGAGACCAAAUCAAAAAGUGAUAAAAUGCUCCCUGCACAGGAGGCGGCCAAAAUCUAUCACACCAACUACGUCAGGAACGCGCGAGCCGUCGGUGUCCUGUGGGCGAUAUUCACCAUCUGCUUUUCUAUCAUAGAAAUGGUGGUGUUCAUCCAACCGUACUGGAUCGGGGACAGCGUCAACACCCCGCAGGCCGGAUACUUCGGCCUGUUUCACUACUGUAUCGGCAACGCGCUGACCUCGGAGCUCAUCUGUAAAGGAAGUGCCUUGGACUUUGCUUCCAUCCCGUCCCCAGCCUUUAGGACAGCCCUCUUCUUCGUGGGUACAUCCAUGCUGCUGAUAGUGGGCUGUAUGGUCUGUUUCACACUGUUCUGGUUUUGCAACACCGGGAGCGUCUACAAGAUCUGUGGGUGGAUGCAGUUUGCAUCAGCCAUCCUGAUGGUGAUGGGCUGUAUGAUCUACCCUGACGGCUGGGACGCCCCAGAGGUGAAGAGAAUGUGUGGCGAGAGGACAGACAAGUACACCCUGGGGAACUGUACAGUGAGGUGGGCCUACAUCCUGGCCAUGAUCUGUGUCUUGGACUCUCUCAUCCUUGCUUUCCUGGCCUUUACACUGGGUAACAGACAGGACAAACUGCUGCCGGAUGACUUCGAAGUGGAGGGGCAAGAAAAGCAAUAAGGCGCUGGAGUAUGAAGAAAUGGAAGAACAAUGCAUCAUUCUGGUACUCAUGACUAUCAGGCCAGGGAUACGGCAAGGCCUCCACGACUCGUGUGCCCUUUCCUACAAAAACAUGUUUUUUGGCUCAUUAUGUUAGAGGGCAGCUCUUUAGACUGUCCUGUCCCCAAUGGCACCCUGUUUUGGCUCAUUAUGUUAGAGGGCAGUUCUUUAGACUGUCCUGUCCCCAAUGGCACCCUGUUUUGUCUCAUUAUGUUAGAGGGCAGUUCUUUAGACUGUCCUGUCCCCAAUGGCACCCUGUUUUGGCUCAUUAUGUUAGAGGGCAGUUCUUUAGACUGUCCUGUCCCCAAUGGCACCCUGUUUUGUCUCAUUAUGUUAGAGGGCAGUUCUUUAGACUGUCCUGUCCCCAAUGGCACCCUGUUUUGGCUCAUUAUGUUAGAGGGCAGUUCUUUAGACUGUCCUGUCCCCAAUGGCACCCUGUUUUGGCUCAUUAUGUUAGAGGGCAGUUCUUUAGACUGUCCUGUCCCCAAUGGCACCCUGUUUUGGCUCAUUAUGU
This is a messenger RNA of Oncorhynchus gorbuscha (pink salmon), 1477 nucleotides long. RefSeq names its product LHFPL tetraspan subfamily member 5 protein-like. The coding region runs from base 229 to 924 and encodes 231 amino acids. The transcript is spliced from 4 exons. Gene Ontology annotation, cellular component: plasma membrane. The record is from RefSeq and is a predicted model, not a curated record. Gene Ontology annotation, biological process: detection of mechanical stimulus involved in sensory perception; sensory perception of sound. Lineage: Eukaryota; Metazoa; Chordata; Actinopteri; Salmoniformes; Salmonidae.